Messenger RNA from Thunnus maccoyii (southern bluefin tuna), 1989 nucleotides. RefSeq names its product NXPE family member 3-like. The record is from RefSeq and is a predicted model, not a curated record. The transcript has 6 exons. Lineage: Eukaryota; Metazoa; Chordata; Actinopteri; Scombriformes; Scombridae. The coding region runs from base 268 to 1950 and encodes 560 amino acids.
GACAGCUAGCGCGGGAAUGGCGCCCUGGACAUGAGAUGUAAAAACUCUACACUGUGACAUACAGACAGAUUAAUCUGGUGGUGAUAGGUUUAAUAAGCAUUGUGUGAACUCGUUUGGCAAGGGCUUGAAUGUAAUGAGCGUUCAUUUAAAGUUCCGCACUGUGGGUUUAAGUUUUUGCAAGUUAUCAUUACAAAAAUACAGCUAAACAAAGUGUCACUUAACACUGUUUGUCAUACUGUGGUCACAGAUCAGGACUGAUCACCAAUCAUGAAGAUCAGAGGUCAUAGAGAAACGGUGGUCAGCUUUUGCUGUCCGAAGUUUGCUGCCAUCUUCCUUUUCCUGGCUGUGUUUGUCUUCAUCUUUUUGCUUUUUAACAUGGACGUCCUGGAGUUUCAGCAUAAGGUGAUCACCACCUUCCCUGCUCCAAGACCUCACCUGCAACGCCACUUCUGCAGCUUCCAGCCGCGGUCCCCUGAAGAUGCUCUGGAGGAACGCCUCCUAUUAGACUCCAUUGCUUGGCCUGAAACUCCAUCCUUGCCAGUUCCUCUUUCCCUGGAGCAGACCACUGAUCCUGCCCACAGCACCUUUACUAUUCUCCCUGAGAAGGGUGGACGACAGUGGCAUGUAGGGGAUCAGCUGGAAGUUCUGAUCAAAACGUAUGACUUCAAGGGCCGUCCGAAGAAGUCUGGGGGAGAUGUCUUACUUGCCCGUCUGCACAACCGAGCACUUGGUGCAGGUGUGGCUGGGAAAGUGCUGGAUCAUCUCAAUGGCUCCUACUCUGCUGUAUUUUCUUUACUCUGGGAGGGAAGCGCACAGGUUGAGGUGACACUGGUUCACCCCAGUGAGGCUGUCACAGUGUUGCACAGGCUGACCAGAGAACAGCCAGAUAGGAUUUAUUUCGGGAGUGUCUUUCGCUCAGGCUCAGUCUCUGAAACUACCACCUGCAAUGUCUGCCUGCGUCCGACCCAGCAGCCACUGUGCAACUACACUGACCUCAUUACAGGUGAGCCGUGGUUCUGCUACAAGCCAAAGAAGCUGAGCUGUGACGCCAGGAUCACCAACUACAAUGGUGGGUUUCAUAAACAGCUCAAGGCUCAGGAGGAGAAGCUCUUUCGAAGUGGUGUCAACAUGAAAGUCUACAUUCGAGCUUCAGGAUCUGCUAGUGUCACCGUGUUGCCAAAAAAUAAAGAUCAACCAGAGGUGAAGAGCAGCAUUGUGCAUUCUGGACCUGUUGGCUAUUACUACCAGGGUGCAUGGCAAGCAUUAAGUGGCACCAAAGUCCACCAUUUCAACACAUCGUCUGCCAUCAGUCAGUGUCUGAAAGGCAAGGUCGUCCACCUGUAUGGAGACUCUACCAUCAGGCAGUGGUUUGAACAUCUCAAUGCAGUACUGCCAGAUCUCAAGCAGUUUAAUCUGCACAGUUCAGUUCGAGUUGGACCUUUCAUGGCUUUAGACUACGCAAACAACAUUUUGGUGAAUUUCCGAUUCCACGGUCCCCCUGUCCGUUCUAUUAGUGUCCCAGCCAUCGAGCUGCACUACAUUGCCAAUGAACUAGACCAUUUAGUUGGAGGCACCAACACCAUUGUAGUUUUUGGCAUCUGGGCACACUUCAGCACUUUCCCCAUCGAGCUCUACAUCCAGCGGCUGCAGAGCAUCCGCAGGGCGGUAGUGCGGCUGCUGGACAGGGCUCCAGGCACAUUGGUUUUAAUCCGGACUGCAAACCCCAAAACUAUGACGCUUGAUGCAGCACUGACCAAUAGCGACUGGUACUCGCUGCAGCGUGACAAGGUGCUCAGAGCCAUGUUCAAAGGACUGAAUGUUCAUCUGCUGGACGUCUGGGAGAUGGUCUUGGCCCACCACCUGCCACACAACCUCCAUCCACAACCUCCCAUUAUUAAGAAUAUCAUUGAUGUUGUUUUGUCCUACAUCUGCCCUCAAAAGGGCAGCUAGAUGUGUAUUUGUUGGGGGAAAGGAAUGUGAAUUCACAUA